CCGUCAUUUCACCGCAGUUGUGUGCAGAUAGAGAGGGAGAGGAAAUUAAGGAAAUACCGAAGGCGCCGAAGAAGAAGACGGAGGACGACGCAGCCUGUCUGGCACAGACAGAAACUUUGAGCGAUGGAAAAUUUCUCCAGCAACAACCGGUUUCGCUCAGUGUUCAACCACGACGAUGAGGACCACGGCAAGGAUUAUGUUGGUUUUGCGACACUGCCAAACCAGGUGCAUCGCAAGUCGGUCAAGAAGGGAUUUGACUUCACGCUCAUGGUGGCAGGGGAGUCUGGCCUGGGAAAGUCCACUCUGGUCAACAGUCUGUUUCUCACAGAUCUGUACAAAGAUAGGAAGCUGCUCAAUGCUGAAGAGCGAAUCACACAAACUGUAGAAAUCACCAAACACACAGUGGAUAUCGAGGAGAAAGGUGUCAAACUUAAGCUCACCAUUGUGGACACGCCCGGGUUCGGGGACGCUGUGAACAACACUGAAUGCUGGAAGUCGGUGGCCGACUACAUCGACCAGCAGUUCGAGCAGUACUUCAGGGACGAGAGUGGCCUCAACCGCAAGAACAUCCAGGACAACCGCGUACACUGCUGCCUCUAUUUCAUCUCACCCUUUGGUCAUGGCCUUCGACCUUUGGAUGUGGAGUUUAUGAAAGCUCUGCACGAGAAGGUUAACAUCGUCCCUGUUUUGGCGAAAGCCGACACACUCACCCCGAGUGAGAUCGAGAAAAAGAAAAUCAAGAUGAGAGAAGAGAUUGAGCUGUGUGGUAUCAAGAUAUACCAGUUCCCCGACUGUGACUCUGAUGAGGACGAGGAAUUUAAGCAGCAGGACCUCGCGCUAAAGGAGAGCAUUCCCUUUGCAGUAAUUGGCAGCAACAUUGUGGUGGAGGCCAAAGGGAAGAAGGUGCGGGGCCGUCAGUAUCCCUGGGGCAUCGUAGAAGUGGAGAACGCGGCACACUGUGAUUUUGUGAAGCUGAGGAACAUGCUCGUUCGCACACACAUGCAAGAUCUCAAGGACGUGACCCGGGAGACCCACUACGAGAACUACAGGGCCCAGUGCAUCCAGAGCAUGACCCGCAUGGUCGUGAAGGAGCGCAACCGCAAUAAACUAACCAGGGAGAGCGGCACAGACUUCCCCAUCCCCGUGGUGCCCGGAGCGGGGGAUAGCGAGACAGAAAAGCUCAUCCGAGAGAAAGACGAGGAGCUGCGGCGAAUGCAGGAGAUGCUGCUGAGGAUCCAGGAUCAGAUGCACACUCAGAAAGAUGCUUAUUAACACAGGACACCGGUCGUACCAUGUUUGUCUAUUUCUUUCACUGGGAUUUAAACAAAAAACAAAAACAAGGAGACCUUUAUUCCUCCCUAGAACAUUGACGUCCCCACGUGACCACCCGAACACCGCUCGGUGUCAUCAGCAGCGCAUCACACAUGGAUCAGGGACCUGCAAGGAGGUCGUAAAAUGGUCUGACAUUUGCAGCUUAACAACUCUCUUUGUCCACUCCAGAAUAUCUAACAUGCACCUGCACAAGCUGCAAAACACUCCGCCCUCCUCCACUCUACUGUCUUCUGUUCUGUCAAUAAGUAUAAAAAAAGGUUUGCCGGGUCUGAUAUUUGUUUGAAUAAAUCAGUCAAGUUGAGGGUUCGUUCACAUAUCUGAACUUUAUUUAGCCACAUGAUCACAGGGUUUUUGUCUUAUUUUUAUACAUUUUUUUGAGGUUUUUCAUUAGGUUUACAUCAUCAAGUACUGGUGACCUGCUCAGAUUUUUAUAAGCACGCUUUUCUUGUGCAAGUGUUUUAUUUUUACGAGUCGUAUAGUUCAUAAUGCAUAUAUGCUGUCAUAAUUUAAUUGUCUAUAAUACACUCAUAAUCAUUUUUCUACUGUUUUUUCAUCUCUUACUGUAUGCGUUCCGAGUUUUUUGAACUACACCCUACAGCACUGCUUGACAUUACGUAUGGAUGACUGUUUUAUUUUGAGGGUUCCUAUUGGUUGAUUUGGUCAAAUCUUUAUAUUAUGAUUGUUUCAUUCCUCACCGUCAGCAAGUCUUAACUCACAUACGGAUCAGGGGUCAGGGGUUGGAUAAGAUAAGACAAGACCCUAAUGUUGCAUCAGGUGAGCGUCUCAAGGUGAAGGGGUUGCAUCCGGGGCCAUGCAGUGUUUUUAUUUUUGCAUGUGUUUUGUGAAGGUUACUCAGAUUGCAGAUCAAUGUGGUGAUCAUAGGGUUAUUUAUGGGCAAGGAAAAUAUGUACUGACGUGGGAAAUUAUUGACAAGAUGUCUGCAAAUAAUGUCUGCAAGGGGAACUGGAACGUGUGCUAACUUUAUCUUAUAACCAAAACCAACAAUGAAAAACUUCAUUGUUCUAAAUUCGCCUUUUCAAAGUGUGACUUUUGUUUUGUAUGGACACAAAGAAUAUUGUUUUCAGAAUAACUUAUCAAAGACAAGAGUAAUGGAAAUCAGACGACUCCGCCGUGUUGCGUGAGUGUGACCUUUGUUUAAAAAAGAAAUGGAGAAAAAAAGAAAUGCAUUCCUUGAGCUUCUCUUUCAUUUUUCUUAAUUCAUUUCUUUUAUAUUUGACUUCUGUUAUUCUACAUUUGGAAUAUUUAUGUAAUAAAUGUAUAAAUGAAAUGCAUUUGAAGAGGGCAAUAUGUACAAAUUCUAAUAUUGCAAUAAAAUAUGAACAUAA
Molecule: messenger RNA, 2678 nt
Organism: Scophthalmus maximus (turbot)
Lineage: Eukaryota; Metazoa; Chordata; Actinopteri; Pleuronectiformes; Scophthalmidae
Gene: sept4b
Product: septin 4b
Exons: 12
Coding region: 124-1272 (382 amino acids)
Biological process (GO): cytoskeleton-dependent cytokinesis; regulation of exocytosis
Cellular component (GO): microtubule cytoskeleton; cell division site; synaptic vesicle
Molecular function (GO): molecular adaptor activity; GTPase activity; GTP binding
Source: RefSeq, a predicted model, not a curated record